Molecule: messenger RNA, 2228 nt
Organism: Scophthalmus maximus (turbot)
Lineage: Eukaryota; Metazoa; Chordata; Actinopteri; Pleuronectiformes; Scophthalmidae
Gene: kcnj5
Product: potassium inwardly rectifying channel subfamily J member 5
Exons: 4
Coding region: 217-1536 (439 amino acids)
Biological process (GO): potassium ion import across plasma membrane; regulation of monoatomic ion transmembrane transport
Cellular component (GO): plasma membrane
Molecular function (GO): inward rectifier potassium channel activity
Source: RefSeq, a predicted model, not a curated record
UCACACAUGCACAGGCAGUGAGGAGAUAGAGGCUGAGAGCAGAAGGAGCUGGGCGGCAGGAGAGAAGCAGGAGGAGGGCUGUUCGCCGAUUGAACAAAGCCAGGGGGGAAAGGAGUGCGCAGCGCCGGGGAGAGGCAGCAGCAGCCGUGAGAUGCCUGGAAGGGAGCCCGCCGGCCACUCCUGCAGAGACCCCAAGGUGUUGAGCUUCAGCUGAGGAUGGCAGGAGAUUCUCGAAUCCUCAUGGACCACAACAUGGAGAUAGGAGUCACUCCUGCACAGGUGAAGAAGCUUCCCAAACACCUGCGGGAGGCCCAGAUCUCGACGGAGCGAACCCACCUGAUUUCUGACCCGACGAAGAAGCCACGUCAGCGGUACGUGCAGAAGGACGGCAAGUGCAACGUCCAUCACGGCAACGUGCAAGAGACUUACCGUUACCUCAGUGACUUGUUCACCACGCUGGUGGAUCUACGCUGGCGUCUCAGUCUCUUCAUCUUCACGCUGGUCUACAUUGUCAACUGGCUUUUCUUCGGCUUCCUGUGGUGGCUGAUAGCGCUCAUCCGCGGCGAUCUGGUGCAUGGCGACGAGGAGGGCUGGACCCCGUGCGUGGAGAACCUCAACAGCUUUGUCUCGGCCUUCCUCUUCUCCAUCGAAACAGAGACCACCAUCGGGUACGGUUACCGCGUGAUCACCGAAAAAUGCCCCGAAGGCAUCAUACUGCUUUUGGUGCAGGCCAUCUUGGGCUCGAUUGUUAACGCCAUGAUGGUGGGCUGCAUGUUUGUCAAGAUCUCGCAGCCAAAGAACCGCGCAGAGACCCUCAUGUUCUCGCACAAGGCUGUCAUUUCGGUGCGGGACAACAAGAUGUGCCUGAUGUUUCGUGUGGGGGACCUGAGGAACUCUCACAUCGUGGAGGCGUCGAUCCGCGCGAAGCUAAUCCGCUCGCAGCAGACCAAGGAGGGGGAGUUCAUCCCGCUGAACCAGACGGACAUCAACAUCGGCUUUGACACGGGCGACGACCGGCUGUUCCUGGUGUCGCCGCUCAUCAUCUCUCACGAGAUCAACGAGAAGAGCCCCUUCUGGGAGAUGUCCCUGGCACAAAUGGAGAAGGAGGAGUUCGAGAUCGUGGUUAUCCUCGAGGGAAUGGUGGAGGCCACAGGGAUGACGUGUCAGGCGCGGAGUUCCUACCUGGACACGGAGGUGCUUUGGGGCUACCGCUUCACCCCGGUUCUCUCGUUGGAGAAGGGCUUCUACGAGGUAGACUACAACAACUUCCACGAGGUCUACGAGACCAACACCCCCAUCUGCAGCGCCAAGGAGCUGGGUGCUAAGCUUCGGGAGGGGCCGCUAUUGCCUCAGCUUUCGCUCCUCAGCCCCGAACCUAACAUUCACACGUUUGACCCCCUCGACCGCCUGUCCAAACAGGACCCACUAAGCCAGGACGAGGACACGGAGGAGAGAGAUUCGGACAUUCGGGGAGAGACUAACGGCUUAGCUGCUGCUUUAGAGGAUCCGCCCUUUGCUGAUGGAAUGCCUGACUGAUUUGUCACUUCAGCUGAAAACCCAGAAAAGACUGGACGGGAAAGGACGGGACAGUAUCACGCUUCAUUUAGCCAAUGGCCAGCUUGUUCCAUUGCAGUACUUGGAGAUUGCAAAGACAUCCAUCUCCAGCGCCCGACUCAUGCAAUACGCCUAUACUAGGGUGUCAAUCUAUAGUAUAGAUUGGUUUUGUAGUCACGUAAGGAAAACGCAUACCGUUCACAGACACACACGUACAAUAUCUACAGUAUAUCUACACUUUAAGGCUGGUGGUUCAGGUUGUCUUUUUAUAAUCGUAACGACCACUUACUGCUAUUACCGCUCAAGUUGUAUAACUUUAACUUGAGCUCAAACUGGUAGCCAUGACGAGAGUACCAUGGGGCUUAUUAUGGAUACUCCAAUAUCCUCAAUUUAGAGUGUGUUUAAUUCACUUCUUCAUUUAAGCAGAGUCUCAUAACUCGACUAAUGUGUCAGGCAAGCAGCUUCUGCGUGCUCACGGAACCCUUGUUACGGAUCAUUUCUAAAAAAAGAAAAAUUUUAAAAAUGCGGGGAGAUGAUUAUUUCCUUUCGCUGUCAGUGUCGUUAUUAUUCUGUCUCUGAAAGCCCAUUCACCUAGGAGGGAGUAUAUAAGGCCUCUAUAGUUCGCAUAUGCAAGAGAAGAUGUAGGAACGCUGUUCUAUAAAAGGCAACCACAA